This is a messenger RNA of Dinoponera quadriceps, 2653 nucleotides long. It is a transcript of the gene ath, whose product is annotated as putative ATP-dependent RNA helicase DHX33. The record is from RefSeq and is a predicted model, not a curated record. The transcript is spliced from 8 exons. Gene Ontology annotation, cellular component: intracellular anatomical structure; nucleolus. Gene Ontology annotation, biological process: positive regulation of transcription by RNA polymerase I. Gene Ontology annotation, molecular function: RNA binding; ATP binding. NCBI's taxonomy places the organism in Eukaryota, Metazoa, Arthropoda, Insecta, Hymenoptera, Formicidae. The coding region runs from base 188 to 2269 and encodes 693 amino acids.
CCGUCGUUCAUCAGUCCCUGUGUCUCUUGGUGGGAGAAGAAGCAGCGGAGAACAGCUGUGGGAGCGGUGAGAAGCUGGUGUGUGGCAGUCAGUGCGUUAUGAGCUGUAGCGUGUGACGCUUGUUCGAUCGUGCCGAAGGUGCUGCGAAGUAGUUCCGUCACGAGUGUUCCCGUCACGUACGGUUAAGAUGGGGGUCUACGACAACCUGGACUCCAAGUAUAACAUGAUGGGCGCGUCGAGUUUCUCGAAACUCGCCCCGAAGCGGCCCAACACCGUCGUGUUCGGCGCGGGCCCCAGCAAAGUGCAGAAAACGAGCGAGGAGGAGGCGGCCCAGCAAGCCGCGAGCGUGCCCGAAAAGGACAAGGAUGCGAACGGUUUCCAGAAGUGCCGGAAGUCGCUGCCGGUCUAUCGUCACCGUAAAACACUGGUGAACAUUGUGAAGAAGCACGAUAGUCUGAUCGUGAUCGGGGAGACCGGCAGCGGCAAGACUACGCAGAUUCCGCAAUUUUUACUCGAGGCCGGACUAGCCUCGCUGGGGUGCAUCGGUAUCACGCAGCCGCGCAGAGUAGCGGCGGUCAGUAUAGCGUCAAGAGUCGCCCAGGAACAAACGGUUGAGCUGGGGAAGUUGGUCGGAUAUUGCGUCCGUUUCCAGGACGUCACCUCGUCGCAGACGAGAAUCAAGUAUAUGACGGACGGCAUGAUGGUGCGAGAGGCGAUGACCGACGAAAUUCUAUCCGACUAUUCGGUGGUGAUACUCGACGAGGCACACGAGCGAUCCGUACACACCGACGUUCUGUUCGGGGUGGCGAGGCGGGCGCAAAACUUGCGAAAGAUCAAGAACUUGUCGCCCCUGAAACUGAUCAUCAUGUCGGCGACGAUGGACGUCAAUAAGUUCAUCGAGUAUUUCCAGGCGCAGGUGGUGUACCUUCAGGGUCGUCAGUAUGAGAUAAAGGUUUACCAGACCGUCUCCUCGUACGAGAAUUACUGGCUGCCCGCAUUGGCCACACUGUUUAAGAUACACCGCGAGACUCCUCCGAACGAGGAUAUUCUCGUGUUCUUGACUGGUCAAGAAGAGAUAGAGUCGGCCGUAACGUACACCCGCGAGAUGGGUAAGCAGCUGAGCAGUGUCGUCAAUCAUCCGCCUCUAACGGUUUUCCCAUUGUACUCGGCGUUACCCACCCGUCAACAGUUGGAGGCUUUUAAACCGUCACCGCCGGGAGCGCGCAAAGUAGUAUUCUCGACCAACAUCGCCGAAACGUCCGUUACCAUUGGUGGUAUUCGCCACGUGAUCGACACCGGUGUCGUCAAAGUGAGGACCCAUCAUCCGAUGACGGGGCUGGACAUGUUGAAGGUGGAGAAAAUCUCGAAGGAACAGGCCAGGCAGAGGAUGGGGAGAGCCGGUCGCGAGGCACCCGGCAAGUGCUACAGAACUUACACGCAAGAAGAAUACGACAGGCUGGAGAACACGACAGUGCCCGAAAUCAAACGGUGCAACCUCGCGGGAGUCGCUCUACAACUUCUCGCUAUCGGCAUCGACAUCACCACCUUUGAUUUCAUGGACAAACCUCCCAAGGAGGGUGUGGACGUAGCCGUCAAGUGUUUGGAGAAACUGGGCGCAGUUAGAGGAUCUCAGCUAACCACACUGGGUCGAACGAUGGCACGGUUCCCGUUAGAUCCUCGAUUCACCAAAGUGAUCCUUGCCUCGGUGGAGCACAGGUGUUUGGAGGAGGCACUGACGGUUAUUGCUUUACUAUCGGCAGAAUCGGUAUUUAUGGACUCGGCUGCGAAGAGGGCACAAGCUACCAAAGCGCGCGAACGCUUCGCCUCGCCCGAGGGGGAUCACGUAACGUUGCUGAAUAUAUUCCGCCAAUACCAGAGCACCAAGCAAAAGAAGAGCUGGUGCCACGAGAACUUCCUGCACUAUCGGAAUCUGCAGUACGGCUCGGAGGUGAGGCAACAGCUCGCGGCGUUGGCGGAACGUGCGAAUUUGGAGGGCGCGAGCUGCGGCACGAAUACGGAACAGCUCAGGAGGGCCUUGCUCGAGGGUCUCCACGAAAAUCUCGCGGAACUGCAACGGGACGGGACGUACAUCACGAUGUUGACGAAGCAGCCGGUAACUAUACAUCCUUCCUCGACGUUGCACGGCGGCACGAAGCCGCCGAUGGUGCUCUUCACGGAAGUGGUGGCCACCAGCAAGUGUUACCUGCGCGGCGUGUCUGUCAUCGAGCCGGGCUGGCUGACUGAAAAGAACACCGGCAGGUGCAACUGACGCAACCCUUUUUCUGCCCCCGGCGUUAUUUAUACGGUGCUUAUUUUUAUUAAUGUUGGGUAAAGCGCGCGAAGCGAUCGAGGCCGUCGCGCAAAUGGGACGGCGCUUUUCGAAUGACGAGAAAUCAAGUAGCCCAGAGUCUCGGCGCGUAGCUUCGAGAAGUCGGGAGUUUAAGGCAAUUGGUCGUCGGAUAAUUAUCGUAUCCUCCCGUUUAUAUCCGGAGAUCUCUAUCGACUCUCGCUCACGUUGACAAUCUUAUUGAGAUGAAGAGGGAGGGAGAGGGAGAGAGGCCACUUUUUCGCUAUUUAUAUACUUUAAUAAGAUGAAAAUAAGAUUGUUGUUACGUGUGUCGUUAAUAAAGAUAUUUUAAUCGUUUUAUUUAAA